Messenger RNA from Knipowitschia caucasica, 258 nucleotides. NCBI's taxonomy places the organism in Eukaryota, Metazoa, Chordata, Actinopteri, Gobiiformes, Gobiidae. The record is from the annotation of a GenBank genome assembly.
AUGAGUAUUAUUGCUGAAGUUGGUGUUCGCUUCAGUACUUGGCGCACGGCACUAGAACUCGCAGAAGUGUGGAGCUGCACAUGUAGAGAACUGUGUUCGAUGUUUAGCUGGACGUGUGUGAGCUGCAGUGCGGACGGAGAAGACCAGGAGACGAGACCUCGCAGUUGGCGCCAUUACCGGAGGACCAGGAGACGGGGCCACUCUGCAGUCGCCAUCUUGGAGCACGACAUGGCCUUCCUUUCCAGGCAAACGGAGUAG